AUGGCCAACUCCACAACACUUAAUGUCUUCUAUCUACGGGCCUUUGCUGACAGUAUGAGAUUUAAAGGCUUGGUCUUUGUUCUCUUCCUGGCUAUAUACCUUUUAACUCUACAAGGGAACGUGGCUAUUAUUAUUCUCACAAAAAUGGAUCAUCGUCUUCACACACCAAUGUAUUUUCUUCUUCGAAAUCUUUCAUUUCUGGACAUCUGUUAUACCUCUACAACACUACCACAAAUGCUUGUCAAUGUGUUGAUAGAUAAUUCAGCUAUUUCCUUACCAGCAUGUAUUAUCCAGUUAUAUGUCUUCCUCUCAUUGGCGGCUUCUGAGUCUGCUUUACUGGCCACAAUGGCUUAUGACCGGUAUGUUGCCAUAUGCAAUCCAUUGAGAUAUUCAGUAAUUAUGAAUAAAGAUGUUUGCCUCCAUAUGGUUUCUGGGACCUGGGUAAUUGGAGGCAUUUAUGGGGCAAUUCAUACUGCCAACACUUUUAGGUUACCGUUUUGUGGCCCCAGGGUCCUUAACCAUUACUUUUGUGAUAUUCCUCCUUUGCUGAAGAUUUCCUGCAUUGACACGUUCCCUAAUGAAGUUACUGUUAUCAUUGUGGGUGGUUUUCUAAUGCUUGGCUGCUUCUUGUUAAUAUGUGGCUCUUAUGUACACAUCCUUUUUUCAGUCUUUAACAUUCCUAAAGGACGCGGCCGAAGCAAACCUUUUUCUACCUGUAUAUCUCACCUUAUUGUUGUCCUGCUAUUUUAUGGCAGUGGAAGCUUCAUGUAUAUGCGGCCAAAAUCUAAUCUACUGGCUGAUAAGGAAUGGCUUCUGUCAUUGUUCUAUACCUGUAUUACACCUCUCCUAAACCCUAUCAUAUACAGCUUAAGAAACAAAGACAUCCAAGCAGCAUUUGCUAAGCUUGUUAAAUGA
This is a messenger RNA of Hyla sarda, 915 nucleotides long. RefSeq names its product olfactory receptor 2D3-like. Lineage: Eukaryota; Metazoa; Chordata; Amphibia; Anura; Hylidae. The transcript has a single exon. Gene Ontology annotation, molecular function: G protein-coupled receptor activity; olfactory receptor activity. Gene Ontology annotation, biological process: G protein-coupled receptor signaling pathway. Gene Ontology annotation, cellular component: membrane. The coding region runs from base 1 to 915 and encodes 304 amino acids. The record is from RefSeq and is a predicted model, not a curated record.